Molecule: messenger RNA, 3732 nt
Organism: Lobosporangium transversale
Lineage: Eukaryota; Fungi; Mortierellomycota; Mortierellomycetes; Mortierellales; Mortierellaceae
Exons: 2
Coding region: 207-3695 (1162 amino acids)
Source: RefSeq, a predicted model, not a curated record
CAUUUCUCUCUUUCUUCCCUGCCUUCUCCCCUGCCUUCUCCUUUCUUUCUCCCCCCUCAGCCAUAAUUUCCAAGGUGCCCGUAGUUCAAUUACUAGUUCAUCCAGCAAUAUCUCCUCUGUAAUCGAAAAUACUCUCUUUCUAUUAUUCUCGUUCUCACCUUCGUCCCCUCUCUUAUUCCAUUUAAUCUCUUCACAACCUAACACAUAUGACAAAGCUAUGGCAAACUGUACAACUAGGACAGCAUACUUUUGACGUACAAGCCCGCUUAGGGACGACACAGACAAACGGUGAGGCAUUUGUGCUGCUCCAAGACGUCGAUGAGGUCUUUCCGGGCGUCGUGCGACUGCAGGUUGGCAAGCGUGUGCUGGGAUUCAUGGUCAAUGAUGAUGGAAACAGACUGCAGCCGCUUCGAGUCCCAUAUAUGCCAGGAGAAACCCUUGAAGCCGUAUUAGCAUCUAAUAACUCAACAUCACAAUCUCCACCGCCAUCUGCGGCGUAUCACAGCAAAGCUCACGAACGUUUUGCAGCGGAAAUGGCAUUGCCACCCCGUCAUUCUGAUAAACCAUAUCGGCUUAUUGAAAGAAAUUUAUAUUUACCAGACCAGCUGAGACGCCUCAGCAGCGACAGCAACAUAUUUAAUCCAAAACUGGGUACGGUAUCUCCUUCAUCCCCACAGUCACCACAGUUACCUCUGCCGCCACAAUGGCAACCAAUAGAGAGGCAACCGGAACGAAGACAAGAUAUCUCGCUUCAGUUUUCAUCCAUGUGGCAAUUGGACAAACAGCCUCUUCAAGUCAAACAAGGAUUAGUCUCGCAAUUGCAGAAACAAUGGGGGCUUGAACAGGAGUUGAUGCUUAGACGACAAUUGCAACAAUCGAUGGAGCUGCCAUCCUCGCCCACAACUUUAUCGCCCUUCAGGCCACAUGAGCACCUGUCUAUUUAUUCUGCCAUUAAUGCAAUUACAGCGCCAAUACCUGUCCCAAGCAUCACAGAUGUCCCUCAAUCAAUAUCAGAUGAUGAUGAAGAAAUCCUUUCACAAUAUCGCCAAUCUGUGUUACUUUAUCAGUCCUAUUUGGAGCACAUACAUGCGGGACAAACAGAAAUGGCUGAUGCAAUAGAUCAGGACUUUCAGCUGCACUUCGAGACCCUCCGGCCUAUUAUGGUCAACCAUCUAGAUGUCCAAGACAUCAUGGUCGAUAUGAAGCAGAGUAUACAGCUUCUUCAGGAGCAAAAAGUGGAGCGGCUCACCUACAUACAACAACGCAUUCGUGCUAUCUUGUCAAAUAAUAUAGAAAUACACCUACAGCCAACUCCACGAUUAUUCAUCAUCUUGCCAAAUGAUAUCAUUCAGGAUAAAGCGCCUUCGACAAUAAACCAGUUCCGACUCUAUUUCCUGUGUGAAUGCGGAGAUCACACCACACAGGCUGGAUUUCAUAGCAGUGCUGACGAUCAGAUCAGCAGCAGUCCCGGUAGCCCCUUGACUGGGAUAAUGAAAAAGUUCACAAUGAGUACAAGUAGUAUCAACAGUAGUUGCAGUGGCAAUGGAAGUGCCAGUAUUAGCACCACGCUCAGUAAUGGCGGCGGACGUAAUAGCGGCAGUGGGUGGCUACCGCAGCACAUCCAUCUUGCAAAACAUGAAGGAUAUGAAUUGGACAGACCAAUAGAGUUUUUAGAAAAUUACGGGCACUAUGUCCUCAGCCUACUGGAGAUGCUCAAGUACGGGGUCAGCAUUGAGGAUUUCACCGUCCCGGCACUUGUACCUUCGCAAGCCAGCAUUAGCGAUAAUGCCAAAGGGCGCAGGGCCUCUAUCGAAAGUAAUUUGGGGUCUGCAGUCGAACAGGCUAUAAGUUUCCUGCAGAGUUGGGCCGAUCUUCAUAGUCAAUCCAGUACCAAUAACGAUGGCCACCACAAUAAUAACUUCAGUGGCUCUGAGCGGCGCCUUGAGGCAGCACUGUAUCCAAAGGUGCGAUUGGAUGUCAAUAAGCUGAUACAACUGAAGGAUUACUUGAAAACAGAGAAUGAAAAAAGUAUCCUGGGCAAUCUCUAUAGAGUCGUAACGGAUGAAGGGUAUGUAAGAUGGAUCUGCUUAGACCAUUACCGUGACAACUUCAAUAGCACAGCUAUCAAGGAGCUUCAAGUCCUGGUAGCAAUCGAGGGCGGCUCAUUUGAAGAACGUUACGGCAGAAUUGAAAUCUCUCUUACGACACCAUCGGAUGCCAGUCAGUUCUAUAAAGCACUGGAACGAGUGAGAUCGGUUCAGGAACUCGCAAUAACACUUAAAUGGGAGCUCAGCUUCACAGAUGCAAAGGCCUUACGAGAUGCUAUUACUCGAUCGAGCGCUGUUAUUGUGCAGCUUAAUUGUACAGCUUCUAAUUCUGCCGGAGAGAUGCUCAAUCGAAACAAGCGAGCGGAGCCAUUCUGGCAGAUCAUGUCGCUCCCAAGGCUGCGCUCCUUCUCACUCUGUGGAUACUCUGGCCUUUACAGACGAAUCAUGUCUGAUGUCCCCAAGAAUGCGCUUCGGGUGCUUAAAUUGGGUGAGGAGGUUGACUGGAGCAAAGAUAAGCUCCGGAUCGUCGAGCUACUAGCGAUGAGUCCAGAGCUUACCGACUUGACUUUAGUCAGCACGAAAAUCUAUGAGGCCUACCAUAUCAUUCGACAGGAAGCUUUAAAGAGAUGCCCACUUCUGUCUAAGAUUACUGUGGAGGCUAGCAAGGAUGAAAAGACAGUAGCUUACCUUGAGCAUGGACAAGUGCUGGUUGGAAUGGAGGUAGUCAUCCCAAGCAUUGGAGCCCACAGCCGCCUCUUUGACAACAUAGUCUGUAUUACCUCCAUCCAUAUCAGUUCCCGAGCUAGCUAUACAGCUGAUAUCAAGGUAUUUCUAGAGCUCAUUCGCCGGAACAACGCACUGUCAGAGUUCAAGGUUUGGUGCUAUGUUUCCGAAUUUCUCAGCUUCUAUGAUUCUAUCCGACGUGCCGUCAUGGAGACCAAGGAUAUGAACCAAUCCCCGAGCCUUCAAAAGGUGUGUCUGUAUCGUGGAGAGAACCAGCUAUUCACGACAGACAUCAUAGAUCCAGAGGCAGUCACUUUAGAGCUGUUGCAACUAAAUGUACAUAAAGGAGCCUUACUUCAACUGAUCGACAGGUUUGGCUCAAAGGUCACAAAGCUUAGAAUUAACGGACCACAAUGGAAAGCAGCACACUCAGCCGCCUUUCUAGAGUCAAUCACAAGAGCGUCACUGUUGAUAGAAAGAGUAUCAGCAAGGUUGCCGUCAUUAUCGGAUGAGUCUUCGCAGGCUAUCGGGGAUGCACCUCUUCGCCCUAGCUUGACACAUCUGUAUCAGGCUGUUGGAGAAGUGGACGAGAGCAUGCUAGAAGACUUAGCUGUAGUAGUCAAACACUCGGAGCAACUAAAGGAAUAUCAUAUCACAAUGGACCGGCCAUUUAAAACAGAUGUACAUCGGUCGAUGCAUUGGAUUGAAUUCAUGAAGUCAGUUAGUGACAAGAUCACGUCAUUGGUGAUAUGGCAACCGAAUGGCGACGACUGGGUGAAUGCAUUUGGGGCUCACCGGUUUGAAGCCCUUGAAAAUGUAACAUUUGAACAAUCCACGCACAUCACCCAAAACGACGUAUUCCUAAAGCUCAUGCACACUGGGAUGGUGAAUGAAGAAACACAGAGUAGAAAUUCUUUUUCAUGAUUCCUUAUGAAAAAUAACUGUACCUAAUAAAGCACCU